AUGACUCGCUUCAUCACUUUGGCGCUCGCCGUUGCGCUCUCCGCGCAGUCGGUGUUGGUUGCCGGGGCUUCUCAGAAGUGUAGCCCGAGCCAGAAGUGUCCCAGCUCGGCGCCAUGUUGCUCGUUAUAUGGAGAAUGUGGUUCCGGUGCCUAUUGCCUGGGAGGAUGUGAUAUGAAAUCUUCCUUCGCCGUGGACUCGUGUGUCCCGAUGCCGGUCUGCAAGAGUCAGACGUACAAUUGGGACAACCUGGACAGCGUUGUGCCCAACACCAAGUACCUGGGCGAUGCUAGCAAGGCGGAUUGGGUCUCCAGUGGUGAGCCUAAGUCCGCUGGUGGUAACCUGCUGUUGACCAUGGCUCCCAGCACUGUUGGUACCCUGCUCGGCCACAACCACUACAUGUGGUAUGGCAAGGCCACCGCCAAGCUAAAGACCAGCAGAGGACGUGGUGUAGUGACAGCUUUCAUUCUGAUGUCUGAUGCAAAGGACGAGAUUGAUUUCGAGUUCGUUGGAGCCGACCUGGUUACUGCUCAGACCAACUACUAUUACCAAGGAAUCACCGAUUACACCCAAGGCAAGAACGCAUCUAUCUCUAAUACUUUCGAAGAAUAUCACACCUAUGAGAUCGACUGGAAGCCCGAAUCGAUUACCUGGAGCAUCGAUGGCAACGUCAUCCGUACUCUCGAACGUGACAGCACCAUGAACAGCACUACGCACCAGUACCACUACCCUUCCACCCCCGCUCGUGUCCAACUCUCCCUCUGGCCGGCUGGUCUGUCCACCAACGGAGAGGGUACCAUUGCCUGGGCCGGAGGUCUCGUCGACUGGAAGUCUGAGGACAUUCAGAAGAAUGGCUACUAUUACGCUGCUUUUGAUUCUGUCACCAUCGAAUGCUACGAUCCUCCAAAGGGUGCCAAGGUCGAAGGUAGCAAGUCCUACGUCUACACCGAUGAGAGUGGUACCGAAGGCUCCGUAAAGAUCACCGACCAAAGCACUAUUCUCAAGUCAUUCCUCGGCAACGGCAAGGACAAGGACAAGGACUACCCAAGCCCUACCAAGGGAGGUUCCGCUACACCCCGCCCCUCCGAAAUUGCUGUCAUUCCUGGUCUCAGCGGUGCUGGUCCUGGUCUUGACGGCAAGCGACCAGGUGACGGUGAUAACGGCAACCACAACGGUGGCAACGGCGGCAGCGGUGGUUCCGACCCUUCCUCUCCCCAACAGACUGGCUUCUCCCAAGGCCCUAUCAACGGCAACGGCAACUCGAGCGGUGCCUCUGCUCCUGGAGACCAAGUCCUACAAGGCUCCCUAUUUGCAGUUUUCAUCGCCAUCAUGGCACUAGUAACUUUGUAA
Nannizzia gypsea CBS 118893 is the source of this 1347-nucleotide messenger RNA. RefSeq names its product UTR2 protein. Gene Ontology annotation, biological process: fungal-type cell wall organization; carbohydrate metabolic process. The record is from RefSeq and is a predicted model, not a curated record. The coding region runs from base 1 to 1347 and encodes 448 amino acids. Lineage: Eukaryota; Fungi; Ascomycota; Eurotiomycetes; Onygenales; Arthrodermataceae. The transcript has 3 exons. Gene Ontology annotation, cellular component: fungal-type cell wall. Gene Ontology annotation, molecular function: hydrolase activity, hydrolyzing O-glycosyl compounds; glycosyltransferase activity.